This is a messenger RNA of Anopheles moucheti, 5992 nucleotides long. RefSeq names its product cGMP-specific 3',5'-cyclic phosphodiesterase. NCBI's taxonomy places the organism in Eukaryota, Metazoa, Arthropoda, Insecta, Diptera, Culicidae. Gene Ontology annotation, molecular function: protein binding; 3',5'-cyclic-nucleotide phosphodiesterase activity. The record is from RefSeq and is a predicted model, not a curated record. Gene Ontology annotation, biological process: signal transduction. The transcript has 13 exons. Bases 1 to 3501 code for a protein of 1166 amino acids.
AUGGAGUCCACAGAGACACUCGAUUGGCCGCAGAAGAACGGCAGCCGUGCCGAUACCAGCAACGGUAUUGAUGGUCACGAUGUGCAACCACCGCCCACCCCCGGCUCGGGCGAUGCACCGGAACCGCCCAUCAACAACAAUGGCAACCAGAGCGACAAUGGCAAUGGUUGCUGUACCGUGCCGAAGCUAGCAUCACCGAGACCGUCGAGCCCGGCCGAAAAUGGCGAGAGUGCUAAUUGUUGCACCCUAAUGCGCAGCAGUUCCCGUCCCUCGACGGACGAUGGCAACCUGCUGUCACCGAAUACGUCGCGCUCGAGCAUGUCCCAAUCGCCCACCCAUCACCAUCUGUCCCCGUCGCAUCGUUCGGUGCCGCCCGAUUCGCUCUGCUCGCUGGAGGAGCUGGACGAGGUCGGUGCAUUCUUCGACGAACAUUCGGCCGCGAUCGAGCGUUGGUUUCGCGAACGGGCGCCGAACGAUGUCAUUAGCAAGCUGCAGUCAAUUACCGCCGGGGACAGCUCCAAGUCACCGAAAUCGCCCCACCGUGCGUCGGUCACUUCGGACCUAUUUCAACAAUGGCUUGCCUCGUCUCCGGUAAAGAAAUGCCGUUCGCCGACCUCCCGGAGCUCCAUCUCCAACCGCAGCCAUCUGGCCGACCUGGACGAGGGCGAACUGUUUAUGGAGCUGAUACGGGACGUGGCCAACGAGCUCGACAUCGACGUGCUGUGUCACAAGAUUCUGGUCAACGUCGGUCUCCUAACGCACGCCGACCGUGGCUCACUGUUCCUCGUCAAUGGGCCGCCCACCGGGAAGUAUCUGGUCGCCAAGCUGUUCGACGUUACGCAAAACACUCCUUUGGACGAAGCGGUCCGGCGAGCCAAACAGGACGAAAUCAUCAUUCCGUUCGGUGUUGGAAUAGCCGGCACUGUAGCACAAACGAACGAAACCAUCAACAUCAAGGAAGCGUACAAGGAUCCACGCUUUAACAGCGAAAUCGACCAGAAGACCGGUUACAAAACCAACAUCAUCCUCUCGAUGCCGAUCUGCAACUACGAGGGACAGGUGAUCGGUGUGGCACAGAUCAUUAACAAAACCAACGGUUCACCCGAGUUUACCGAGCGAGAUGUGGAGAUAUUUCGCCGCUAUCUCACGUUCUGUGGCAUUGGCAUCCAGAACGCGCAGCUGUUCGAAAUGUCCGUCCAGGAGUAUCGGCGCAAUCAGAUACUGCUCAACCUUGCCCGGAACAUCUUCUCGGAGCAAAACAACCUGGAGUGCUUGGUGACGAAAAUUAUGACCGAAGCACGGGAGCUGCUCAAGUGUGAACGGUGUGCGGUCUUCCUGCUGGAUCUCGACUGUGGCGAAGCGAACCACCUGGAACGGAUAUUGGAACGGCCGGAGAGGACUCAUCAAACCGUUUCGCGCCGAACGAGCCACAACGUGGACGUUGAAGAUGUGCUCCAGCAGCAGAACACGAUCUCGGCACGCUUCACGAUGAUAUUCGAGCUGGGCAGCAGCCAUCAAUCGUCGGCCAACAUUCUGCGACCGUCGGUGAGCGAUCUGAACAGCUCGAUGCUGGCCCAGAUUGCGGAGUAUGUGGCCGCGACGGGCGAAACGCUCAACAUUAGCGAUGUGCUCGAGUGGCUAAAGGAUAAGCCCAUCUGCCAACGGCAACCGGUAGCGCAGCCGGUCCCGGCCGCGGACGGUACGGUGGCCACGACCGCAACGUUCGACGAGACGCACAGCGUCAAAUCGAUUCUGUGCAUGCCGAUCAUCAACGGCCAGAAGACGGUCAUCGGUGUCGCUCAAUUAAUCAAUAAGCAAAAUGAUCUACAAUUUACCAACUGUGAUAUCUCCAUCUUCGAGGCGUUCGCCAUCUUCUGCGGGCUCGGCAUCCACAACACGCAGAUGUACGAGAGUGCCUGUAAGCUGAUGGCGAAGCAGAAGGUGGCACUCGAAUGUUUAUCGUACCAUGCGACCGCUAGUCAGGACCAGACGCUCAAGCUGGUCAACGAUACCAUCCAGUCGGCCGAGGAGUACAAGCUGUAUAGUUUUAAGUUCAUCGACUUCGAUCUCGACGACGAUGAUACAUGCCGGGCGGCGGUGCGGAUGUUUCUACAAUGCAAUCUGGUUCAACAAUUUCACAUUCCAUACGACGUCCUAUGCCGCUGGAUACUGAGCGUGCGGAAGAACUACCGUCCAGUGAAGUAUCACAACUGGCGCCAUGCACUGAACGUGGCCCAGACCAUGUUUGCGAUGAUGAAAACCGGCAAGAUGGAGCGCUUCAUGACGGAUCUGGAAAUUCUCGGUCUGCUCGUUGCGUGCCUCUGCCAUGAUCUCGACCACCGCGGCACGAACAACGCAUUCCAAUCGAAAACCGACAGCCCGCUGGCCAUCCUUUACACGACGAGCACGAUGGAACAUCACCAUUUCGAUCAGUGCGUGAUGAUACUGAACUCCGAGGGUAACAACAUAUUUCAGGCACUAUCCCCGGAGGACUUCCGCACGGUGAUGAAGGUCGUCGAGACGGCGAUCCUGUCGACCGAUUUGGCGAUGUACUUCAAGAAGCGCAGCCAGUUCCUGGAGCUGAUCGAGAACGGCGAGUUUGACUGGCAGAGUGAGGAGAAGAAGGAAAUUCUGUGCGGCAUGAUGAUGACGGCGUGCGAUGUGAGCGCCAUUGCGAAACCGUGGGAGGUGCAGCACCGGGUGGCCAAAUUAGUGGCGGACGAGUUUUUCGACCAGGGCGAUCUGGAGAAGCUGCAGCUCAAUCAGCAACCCGUUGCGAUGAUGGAUCGUGAACGUAAGGACGAACUGCCCAAGAUGCAGGUUGGGUUCAUUGACGUCAUCUGUCUGCCGCUGUACAAGGUGCUGACGGAAGCGUUUCCCUGGAUCAGCCCACUGUACGACGGUACGCUGGACAACCGGCAGCACUGGCACGAUCUGGCCGAGAAGGUUGAGAUGGGCCUUACCUGGAUCGAUCACGACACGAUCGAUAAGCCGGUGGAAGAGUUUGCCGCGGGCAGGGAACCGUUGGCCGACAUCGAGUUCACCGUGACGACACUCAACUGUGCCCAUCCGGAGGAGAAAACCGAAACGACACCGGUACACGAACGGAAACCACGCUUUAGCAGCUUGCGAAAAACGGGUGCCCUGGGGAAAGCCGUCCGGAACAAGCUGUCCAAAUCCGUGCACCACAAUGCAGCCGGCAAUGAGCGACCUUCGUCCAUUGUUUCACAGCCGGGCAGUACGAAGAGUGGCACGGACGAUGGUACACCGACACCGGUCGGUGGAGACCACCCAUUGCCGUGUGCCGGCGAAACGUCCGAUCAUCAGGCAGGCGAUCAGCAGCAGCAGCACGAUCAAUCCUCGCAAUCGGUUCCGGCGACGCCGGGCAGUGGGCUUCCGCCUUCACUGCUGCAGGAUGGCGCAAGUACCACGGCCCAACAGCCACCGAAACAUCCCACCAAGCCGGUUAAGAAGCGCUCCAAGCUGUGCAUGCUGUUGUGACCCAAGUUUUACACCGACUCGUCGGACGAUGCAGCCAGCGGUGGUUCGGCGGUGGACAAGGAGAAUGCCGUCUGAAGCUGGCGGCGUUGGACGUGAACCAAAAACAAAACCAACCAAACCCUGGUACUCUGCUAGGCCGUUUAUCUCCCAUGGCUGUUCGUUGUCGUUUUUCGUGUUGUAGCGAAAGAGAGAGAGAGAGAAAGAGGGAAAGAGGGAGAGAAAAAAACAAAUUCCUUGGAGAAAGCCCCGCUUCGAGAAGGGCGAAAAUUGGUCCGUAAACGAAGCAGCGAGUGUGGGAAUGGAGGAAAAAACGCUAUUUGUUGGGCCACUACUUUAUUAGGCAAAACAAUCCGAAACUCCUGUCAGUGUGGGGAGUUUCGUACAAGGCUGUUAGUUCAAUGUUUGUUCAUAGUCCAUUUUCCCUUUUGUGGAAUUUAUAGAGUAACAUGCGGUAGUUAUGUACAUGCUCAAAAAGCCACCCAAAGCAAAGGAAUAAACAGAUGCUUAAUACAGAGCGACAAACAAAACGUGGGUGCAAACUGUGAGAACACACUUGCUGGUCAAUUUAGAAAACACACCACACUGAAAAACAAACACCACGGAACCGUGUGAAGCAUUGUCGCUUUUGUUUUUUUUACCGUCAAACAAGCUUUCUCCUUGCAGUGGAGAAAUGAAAGCAAGCAAAACAAUACCCAUUCGAUGUUAGACCAUCCCACUGUGCACUGUUUUGCAUGAUCCGGCCAGAGUGGGAAAGAAUGGAAAGCAAACAAAGAAUAAAAAAGCUCAGCAAGCCAUCCGAACUGUUCGGUUGACAGUUGUUCUGACAGAACAACGAUCCUAGUCAUUAGUAGUCGUUCUAGCAGGCCAUGAUUAAGUAAACAUUAAGAGCGUCAAUGCAAGAGAGACAGAGAGGAGCAUGAGAAGAGAGAGAGAAAGCCAAAGAGAGAGAGAGAGAGAUGUACGAAAGCAUCUCACAUGCUUAUUUGGACCGAAUUUUUGUCGGUGUUUUGUGUCGGAUGCGGUUGUUAACUGACUGUUCCACUUGGUUAGGUACGAAUAGAAAUGGGCUUCGUUACACGUUAAGCUAGCGGACAGCAGACGAGUAGCAAUUAGAUGUGUUAGUACAGUUCCAAAACCAAAGCAAAACUCUUCGUGUAGUAUGUUGUGUUGUGCCGGCAAGCGGCAAGAGACAAACUCCAAAGACAGUAACAGUAAAUUUAAACGUCCACACAAACGGUGAAGCCCGGUUAGGGCCGGCAGAACGAUGUAACUGCACUGGAACAAAGCAUAAACCAGCACAGCACCCACCACACCCGUACCCGUCUGUUAGUUGUUGCAAUGGGAAACUACAAACCUGACUAAAGCCUCCGGGGGAAUGGUGAAGCAAUUAUCCCUCGCCGGUGGCAUACGGUGCCGAAGAUGAGAGUUAGCCGAUAAGAAUGUAAUGGGGAAUACCGAAUGCAAUGUUGCUACCGUCCUUCGUUUAGCGCCUGGUGUGAUGGCUACUGGCUACCAAUUCUAUUGACACUGGGGCCGCCUGCAGGUGGUUGCUAUUGUUCCGUUUCGGCUAUUGUUACCCUUUGUUGUUUCGUCGGUGGCGUUGUUUCGCCACCCAGAAAAGGAUAACGCCGGGAAAAGGCGUCAGUGAUACUAUUGUUAAGCUUUGUUCGUUUGUUUUUGUUUUGGUAAACAUUCUGCUUUCCUUCCAAUGCAGCCCCGUUGUUGUGCGAUACGAUUAAAUGCUUGUUGUUUGGUUGUGAAGAAAUGGACACUGCAGUGCACAAUGUUGCACAAAACCAGACCGAAUGCACUCGAUGACGGCCACAACUGGGUGGUUAUUGAGAGUGUUUUUUUUAAUAAACUGUUGAAAGGAUGUUCAAAAUGUGAAAUUUAUGUUGCAACGGUGCUUCUGUAUCGUCCCUUUAGCUCUUGGCAAAGACUGGUUACCAAGCUGGAAACGAUGUUACCCCUGUGAAACUAACCACCAUGCGUCGUUGUGAAGCAUUUCCCUUAAAAGAAGGAACACUGUUAGUCGAUUCAUAACUCGUAAGACUAUUGGUUAAUGAUAGCAAGGGGAAACGCACCACUAAACAAAAAGGAAAGAAAAAAAGGAAGGCUUUUCUCCACUGGGGGAAAUGUGCUAGAGCAAUUGUUCGUGAAUGAGCCACACAUUAGACAACACUAAAAAAAAAAAAAAACAACAAAACAAUACACGUUGCAUGUUCCGGUAAUUAUUAGCAGCAAAACAACCACGUGUCUUUGAUGGUUAGAAACAUUUUUGUGAUUGUAUAUUCGUAUACCUUUUUUUGUGAUGCAAAACUUCAGGCAGAAAGAAAGAAAAGCAGCACAGUGGAGUUUGAAAAUAAAGAAAACCAAACAAAACGGAUAGAUUUGGGUUAGAUGCCGAAAUCGAAAUGAAACGAAUACACCGAAACAAUAAGGCUAUUCGCAAUGGCAGGAACGAUGAGCAAGAAAUACAAGAAAUAUGUGA